Molecule: messenger RNA, 3471 nt
Organism: Naegleria fowleri
Lineage: Eukaryota; Heterolobosea; Eutetramitea; Acrasida; Naegleriidae
Exons: 4
Coding region: 1-3471 (1156 amino acids)
Cellular component (GO): guanyl-nucleotide exchange factor complex
Molecular function (GO): GTPase activator activity
Source: RefSeq, a predicted model, not a curated record
AUGAAACUCCCCGUUCCGCAAAAUUUGAUGACUCCCUCAUCAACAUCCGCAUCGUUCUCAUCAACAUCAUCAUCAUCGGCCACCACCACCACACACUCCCAUCAUCAUUACCACCAGCAUCAUCAUCAUAGACCUCAUCAACAUGCCCAUUGUCGAUUUCAACCUCCCAACCCCAAACAUCAGCCUUUGUUUCGGAAAGAUUUUAUUGUGAUGGCUGAAUUUUGCGAACAGAAAGGACCCACACCGCUAUUGAUUCUGCCAAGUGAGAGGAGCCUUGAGAGGUUUAAUGUGCAGAAGUUUGUAACUCGAGUAUUGGCUGGAGAUCAUACAAGAAAACACGAUAAAUUAGGAGAUAAUCUUACAUGGAUUUGUCCCGAAGAUACUCAGGUUUAUUUGACGGAUCCUGUUCAGGGUGCAUUUGCUUAUGUCCACCACUUGACGUUGCACGAUAUUAAUGCAAGAGGAUAUGUAAGACCUCUUGUCAUUUGCUAUGUCACAAACGAUAAGGACAAAAUCAUGCACCAUUUCGAAUAUCUUGUAAAUGCCUUUACUCAAGUCUCACACACGCUCAAGUAUGGAAAUAAUUGCAAAUUUCUUAGCGACAUUCAACAGCAGUUACAUGGAAUUCAAAAAAUUGAAAAAAGAUUUUCUAGCUCUGAAAAUUUGCAAAACAACAAUUCAGAUUCACCUCUCUUAUCUUCCUCAAAUUCAAAUCCAACCACUCAAAAUAUAUUGUCCUCCCCAUCUAGCGGAGGAGAUGCUGUUGCUUCUAAUCCCAACAACCAUAGUAGUGACGGCAAGUUACAAAAACGAUUGAAGGAAAUACACGAAGGUCUAUUUUCUCCCUCUAAAGGAAAUGGGCUUUCAAGAGAUACAUUUGAACAGGUUUUGACAGAAUUGAAGGAUUUGAGACGACGAUUCAUGAUGCACAUUAACAAAUCUGCCACUAUUUUAAAAACCAAAAAGCACAAAAAUUCAAAGAAGAGAAUGGCAACAAUGAAAGCAAGUGCUCUUCAGAAUCAUUCAUAUUUAUUCAGUGAUGUUCGAUCCCGUUCUGCUAGCAACAGCUCUGGAUACUCUAAUGGUAUGGCCAGAAGUAGUUCUUUGGGUUCCAAUGAGGAAUUGAGUGACCCAAAUAUAAAUCAUGAUGGAAGUGUAGUUGACGGCUCUCCAACAGCUGUCGAAAAUCCAAAUGAAUACAGAAUUGUUCCAAACGGUAGCCCACCAAGACUUGAAGAGAGUGACAGCGCGGAUGAUUUAGAUGAGGAGCAAACAGAAAUCAUGUUAAGCAAAAUAGUAGACGAAGAAACUUUAGAUUCAGGUCUUAUUGACCAUAUUUAUUUGUCAUGCAGUGCUGGAGGAGCCUCAGUUUCUUCCAUUCACUUGCAUCCAAGCAUAUGCGUGAAUCCUAAAAUCAAUGUCAGUGCUGUUCCUCUUCGAUCUGGAGACCAUCAGCAUUUUGCGCCCAAACAACAAGUAUUUAGUGGAGCCAGUGUAGGCGGAACCACUUUUGAGCCAUUUCCAGAUGCCAGCCUUACUUCCUCAGAUGUAUCCUAUGCUAAGAGUUCACAUCAUCAUUCUCACCUUGUAAAUGCCCUCAACGACGUGGACAACAAUUAUUUCAAUAUUAAUGCGAGUAGUUCUCUAUUUUCAUUAUCCUCUCUCAAACAAAGCAAUCCUGAUUUUAUUGAGCUCUAUGACUCGGGCCUUUCUGUAUCCUCCAAAAUUUUGAAACAAUACAUGCCAGCGGUUUUGAGAUGUAUUCAUAGAAACACCGAUUUUGAGUCAGUUCUCAGAGAUAUUUCACAAAUAGCCGGCUCAAAAUUCUACGAAACUGCAGUUGAUCUCAUGUUAAAUAUUUUGGAACAUUUCUACAGAGACUGUGAUGUUAUAGACAUUGAAAAUCAAGAUUUAGAUAUCGUCAACUCGAAUGAUAUUAACUCAAUGCUUUUCAUUGGACGAAAUUUCCUGUUGGACUUCAAUAUUGAAAAUGGUUAUCAUUUUCCUCCAACUCUAAAUGCAACAUCAUAUUCAAGGAGUUUUGGACCUACAGCUAAUUACUCGAUAAAUUCCAAUCUUAGUACCCACUCCUCCAAUGAUGAAACAACAUGGAUGGAAAAUGAAAAUACCUAUAACGAUAUAGAAGAGGCUCUUUCAACAACAAGUCGUGACGACGAUCACGAAACACAUAAUUUAGUAUUUUCAAGCUUGCCUCCAUCACCUGUUGCCUUUCAACCUGAACCGGCUAACUUCUCCAUCAAUAACAGUAUCUCUCCUUCUGCCAACAAUCGCUAUCAUCUCUAUAAGAACGGCUUUAAGGGAACUGGGUGUUAUGUGAACUCACUUUUUCCAGAAAACGAAAAAUAUGAUGAUCUAUUUCAUGAGUUGAGGAAACGAAAGAGAAAUCACUCACCUACAGCGAGUCUAGGAGGCUACAAUGGCAUGUUAAACUCAGGCCAAUCUGGUUCACUUUUGUCCUCUCUUCUCUUUGAAUAUAAUUAUGGAGAUAACAAUUUUGGAAAGGGUAUAUUGAGGAUUUUCAAAGAAUUUUCAUUCACUAAAGAUAUUGCCUAUGCUCUUAUGAUUGGUAGGCCGUUAGUUAUUUAUGGUGAGCCAAGUCAAGAACAAACGAUAAGAGCAUUGGUAAAUGCCUUUGCAUUAUUUGUACCAGGGUUUAUUUCAUCGACCUCGUUUGAUACACCUAAAACUGACUAUUUUCAAAUUUGCCAUUGGAAAACGACACCUUUGAAUAUUUUGGAUUUCUCUACUUGUAAAAUAAUUGGACUCAGCAAAAAAUGUCCAAUUCCAAGCAUGUUCGAAACAUGGAUCAGUAUAUUCGAUUUUGAAAAUGAUUAUUACAGUGGACCUGUUUACUGUGGAAGAUAUUUGGACAUCAUUUUCGACGAAUCAAAAGAAUGGGGAAGUGAGGAUGCUUUCCUCGCCUUCACUCAUGCAAUAUUCUUGGAGAUGGGAAUGAAAGCCAGUCUUUUCAAUCAAUUAUUCUCCAUCACAAAAACAAGAAGUCACUUUUACAAGAAAUCACUCCACAAAAUUUCCACAAGCGAUGUCCAUUCAAACAAAGAGAAAGAUACAGGAAGAGCUUCACUCUUUGGUCCCAUGUUCCCAUCUCUGACUCCUCAGUUGAUUCACAAAGGAACUUCAAGCAUGUCCUCUCCAGCAAAGAAGUCCAAAUCGAAAAAGGGAACAAGCAUGUCAUCACAAGGAACUAUGAUUGGCAAUUCGAAUGCUUCUCUGAUUGGCUCCGGAACUCUUGAAUCUAUGAAAGAUUGUAGCAAGACCAUACAAAGACAGUUAGGUCUGAAGGCAUGUGACGCCAAAAUUAUCGAUUAUCUCGUUGAUUUGAUUCAUAUGCAACAAUCCAAAGAAAUGUUGGUUUUUAAUUGUAAUUCCAUUAAGGUCGACACGGAAAUGUUCACCAAACAUUUGAAUAAACGAAGGCUGAAAAAGUAA